Grammomys surdaster is the source of this 5716-nucleotide messenger RNA. RefSeq names its product storkhead box 2 (gene Stox2). Gene Ontology annotation, molecular function: RNA polymerase II transcription regulatory region sequence-specific DNA binding; DNA-binding transcription activator activity, RNA polymerase II-specific. The coding region runs from base 1360 to 4140 and encodes 926 amino acids. The record is from RefSeq and is a predicted model, not a curated record. Gene Ontology annotation, biological process: positive regulation of transcription by RNA polymerase II. The transcript is spliced from 4 exons. Gene Ontology annotation, cellular component: cytoplasm; nucleus. Lineage: Eukaryota; Metazoa; Chordata; Mammalia; Rodentia; Muridae.
AACAGCUGUGCAGGGCCCGGCGGUGCAGAGGCCCCGGGCCCGCCAGCGCAGCCAGGCCACUGGGGAGUGACUUCCACUCGGGAUCGCGGAGGGCGCAGGCCGUUGGCGCGUGGCAGUCGGCGUGGGCCUGGCGUCCCCGCGCCUUCGCGGCGCCCCGUGUCUCCGGCUGGGCGCAGGUGGGCCAGGCCGGGCGCCGCAGAUCGGCGCGUUCCCACGAAGGCUAGCCCUCGGAGCGAGGGGGAGGGACCAUCGGAAAGACGUGGAACGAUCCGCGCGGUGUCAUCCGCAGGGCCCAGGCCCCGCGCCGCCGCCGCCGUCGUCGCCGCCGCCGCCGCCGCCGCCGCUGGGGCUUUGCUGCGGGGAUCCACGCUGAGCCUCCGCGGAGCCCCGAGAUUAGCAUGACACUGGGUAGCCGUCCCGCUUCCGGCGGUGCCAGAGCGCAGCGCGAUAGUCCCCGAGCCGCGAUGGCCCCGCGCGGGGGCCGAUCGCCGGGCUCCGCAGCCGCCGCGGCCCGUGAGUAGGAGUAUGCCUGUGGCGGGGGACCCACGCGUGUCGCCACGCGCCCCCACCCUCCCGCGCCCCCGCCAGCCUCGGAAGCCUAACGCCGCGCCGCGGUCGCCAGCACCCAACGGGGCUCUCUUCCUGCGUUGUCGCAGCGGGGGUCCCGGUGCUCCCGCGCGCCCCCCGUUCGAGCCUCUGGAAUGAAGACUGCCUCCCGAGGACUGCGAGAGAGAAGCAGAGGCAGCGGGCGCCGGGGACUGCGGGCCUCGCGGUUGGGAGGUCCGGGGAGACGCGACUCGGACGCUGUCAUCCCCACGCCUCGCGCUGAAGCCUCCUAGUGCGGUUGGGGCUGCCGCCCACCGGUCAAGCUGCCGGGGCGUGCGAUCCCGGGUCGGCCCCCGGAGGCCUCGGCUUCCUCAUUUGUUUGGGUCUUUUGUGCUGUGGCGCACAGUUGGCUAAGCACUCCUGCGCUGAAUCGGUCCAUUGUCUGCGCUCCCAUUGCUUCCACGCUGCAAGUCUCGGCGCCCCCACCCCGGCCGCCCCCUCCCGGCCGCCGAGCCUCCCGACGUGCCUUCCCCCCCAGGAAUCUGGAAGCUGGAAGCCCCGCGGAUUGCAAAUGAAGUGGAAUGCAUUGUGGGACGAGUGUAAAAUCCGAGCCUUCUCCGUGGGGGUGUGGGGGGGCGUGGGGAGGGCCGGACCUGCCGCCGGCGGUGUAGACACCGACAAGAAGAGGGGGCUGGGGAAAAAAAUGUGCGCAGAGUCCUCCCGGGUCCUGGCCUCGGUAGACGGAUGAAGCAGCGCGCUGCGCCCUGGCGCUGAGGCCCCACUAUCGGGGCACCAGGGUCGCCCUUCCCCACCAUGAAGAAGACCCGGAGCACAACCUUGCGGCGAGCCUGGCCUAGCUCGGAUUUCUCGGACCGGGCCUCGGACCGCAUGAGGUCCCGCAGCGAGAAGGACUACCGCCUGCACAAGCGCUUCCCCGCGGCCUUCGCGCCCCAGGCUUCUAGGGGCUACAUGACAUCAGGUGAUGUGUCACCAAUCAGUAUGUCCCCCAUCAGUCAGUCACAGUUUAUUCCACUCGGGGAGAUCCUUUGCUUGGCCAUCUCGGCAAUGAACUCUGCGAGAAAGCCUGUCACCCAGGAGGCGCUGAUGGAACACCUGACCACGUGUUUCCCAGGUGUUCCAACCCCAAGCCAAGAAAUUCUACGGCAUACCCUAAACACACUGGUACGGGAGAGGAAAAUCUAUCCGACUCCGGAUGGCUAUUUCAUUGUGACCCCACAGACUUAUUUCAUUACUCCUUCCCUCAUAAGAACUAACAGUAAGUGGUACCACUUGGACGAGAGGGUACCUGACCGGUCUCAGUGUACCUCUCCACAACCAGGAACCAUAACGCCCUCUGCCUCAGGCUGUGUUAGGGAAAGGACAUUACCCAGAAAGCACUGCGAUUCUUGCCACUGCUGCCGAGAAGACGUGCACAGCAUGCAUGCCUCCACUCUGCAGAGGAAGCCCGCCAAGGACUGCAAAGACCCUUACUGCCCUCCUCCGCUAUGCCAGGUGCCACCCACUGAAAAAAGCAAAAGUACUAUAAAUUUCUCCUAUAAGACAGAAACUCUCUCAAAACCUAAAGAUAGUGAAAAGCAGUCCAAAAAAUUCGGACUCAAGUUAUUCCGGCUGAGUUUUAAGAAAGACAAGACCAAACAGCUGGCCAAUUUCUCUGCCCAGUUUCCUCCCGAGGAGUGGCCUCUGCGAGACGAAGACACACCCACGACUAUCCCCCGGGAAGUGGAGAUGGAAAUCAUCCGGCGUAUCAACCCGGACUUGACGGUGGAAAAUGUCAUGAGGCACACUGCACUGAUGAAGAAACUUGAAGAAGAAAAAGCUCACCGGAGCAAAGCCGGGUCCUCCGCCCACCACAGUGGAAGGAGUAAAAAGAGCCGGACUCACCGAAAGUCCCACGGGAAGCCUCGGUCACACAGCAAGACGCGAGUGUCCAAAGGAGAUCCUUCGGAUGGCUCGCAUCUGGAUAUCCCCUGUGAGAGGGAGUAUGAAUUUUGCGACCCUCUAACCAGGGCCCCCAGAGAGGGCUGCUUCAUCAUUGAACACAAAGGAGACAACUUCAUCAUGCACAGCAACACGAACAUGAUCGAGUCCCAUUUCCCCAUGACGCCAGAAUGGGAUGUGUCUGGCGAACUGGCCAAAAGGAGAACGGAGAUGCCCUUUCCCGAACCUUCCAGGGGAAGCUCCCACUCCAAAGUGCACCGAAGCCACAGCCAUACCCAGGACCGGAGGUCCAGGAAUGAGAGGUCCAACAAGGCCAAGGAGAGAUCUAGGUCAAUGGAUAACUCCAAAGGCCCCCUGGGCGCUUCUUCUCUCGGGACUCCGGAAGACCUGGCUGAAGGCUGCAGCCAAGAUGACCAGACCCCAAGCCAAUCAUACGUCGACGACAGUACUUUAAGGCCUGCGCAAACGAUUGGUCAUCAAAGGGCUCAUAUUCCUUCUGCCAGCUAUAAAGAGGUGUGCAUUCCAGAAAUAGUUGGUGGCAGCAAGGAACCUUCUAGUGCUUGUAGCCUUUUGGAGCCAGGCAAACCCCCUGAGAGUAUGGCGUCCUACGGGGAACUCAGCCCUUGCCCGGCAAAAACAGCUGUGGAUGACUACUUUCAGUGCAACACCUCGAGCGAGACUGUGCUCACAGCACCGUCACCUUUAGGGAAGAAUAAGGAGGACCAUGACACUUUGACCUUGGUGGAGGGGGUAAAAAAGCUGUCUCCAUCUGAGAGGCAGACCCCCCAUUCUUCCAGGGAACCUGUUGGGCACAAGGAGGAGUCACCGAAAGGGCCAGGUGGGGGCCCUGCAGCCUCUGGUGGUGUGGCAGAGGGAUUGGCCAAUGGCCGUCUUGUUCAACACCAUAGUGCGGAACCCAGCAGCCUGGACAAAAGGAAAGAAAUAUUCAGCAAAGAUACACUGUUCAAACCUCUACACAGCACCUUGUCUGUAAACAGCUAUCACAAAUCUAGUUUGUCCCUCCUCAAAUCUCACCCGAAGUCACCUGUUGACACACUGCCAGGCCGAUGUGAGAAACUGGAACCUUCCCUUGGGACAUCCUCGGCCCAAGCCAUGCCUCCGUCCCAGCGUCAACAAGAGUCUGGAGGGAACCAGGAGGCUUCUUUUGACUAUUACAACGUCUCUGACGAUGAUGACUCUGAGGAGGGGGCCACCAAAAACACAGAGGAGGAGAAAAACAGAGAUGAUGUGGGCACCAUGCAGUGGCUCCUCGAGAGAGAGAAGGAAAGAGACUUGCAGAGGAAGUUUGAGAAGAACCUCACCCUCCUCACCCCAAAAGAAACUGAUAGCAGCAGCAACCAGAGAGCCACCCACUCAGCCCGGCUGGACAGCAUGGACAGCAGCAGUAUCACCGUGGACAGUGGAUUCAACUCCCCACGCACUCGGGAGAGCCUGGCUUCCAACACAUCAAGCAUUGUUGAAAGCAACCGCCGUCAGAAUCCUGCUUUGAGUCCCGCCCACGGCGGAGCUGGUCCAAGCUUCAACUUCCGCGCCAGUACAGAUCCCCCAACCAGCGAAGCUGAGAAAUUACAGAAACCUUCCAACUGCUUGCAAGCUUCUGUUACUAGUGUAUGAUUGUCCUUCUGCCUCAGAUCUUCUGUCUCAUUCGAUACAGCAACGUUUACGACGAUUGGGACUGUUUACAUCUCUGCAAAGGCAAACAUCUCAAGCACAGGUUGGGGGUUACUUGAGCUGUGCUGCUAAGUAGGCUAGGGCAAAAAAAAAAAUCUUCAUUUCGGAGUAUUGCUUUUCACACGUAUGGCUCUGUAGCAACCGAAUAGCAGUAGGGGAGAUACGUACACUUCCGCUUCACUAACUGUAUCUGAGCACACAUAGGAAAGUCUAAACACUGUAAGUGGAACAUGCGUUUUUCAAUGUCAUACAGUUGCCAAUUCCAUUCUGAAAUGCCACAGAGAUGUGUUGCUCCUGGCCGGCCGGCCUAGGGAGGAUGGGGCCAUGGAACUAAUCCUGGAUAACCCACCCCCCUCAAAAAAAAAGCCAAGCCGCCACAAAAUGUAAAUGUAGGGGUGUCCAUUGUGAGAAAAAUCAAUGCCAAACUGGGCAGAAGGGACCCCAGCCCUUUGUGUGUGAGUCCUUUAAAGUAUCAGUCAUUUUCACUGUGAGUUUUCACGACACUCCUGCAGGAGCCCAUGGAUGUGGGUCAGAGGUCCCAAUGGAUGGAAGUCGUUAGGGUGUUUGUUCUCACUGUUUUCCAGCUCACUCAAUGCUUGUCUUGAGGUUUUUUUUUUUUUUCUUCACCUUCCCUAAUCACAAACAGGAAUAUAGGCCUUUGAAGGGGACAAAGGAAGGGAAAUGCAGUCUCACGGAGGCACAGCUCUGAGUGCUGGAGAAGGGUGUGUGAAUGACCCGGAGGAUGAGUGAGAUACUGGAAAAGGAUGCCUUCCUCCCUGGGACACUUAGGUUGAGCGAGCUUACUCUACUAAAUGCAGUGAUUAGUUUGUUGGGAAGCAAAAUGUUCUUUAUGAUACAAAUGAAGAAUGUGGCCCGAGGGUGUUAUUCUUUCUAAUGGAAGGGACAUAGAUCUAUUUUAUGCAGUUUUAAAUAGAAUGCCUAAAUUAGGCUGUGGGAGAUGAUUUUUUAGUGGUUGUAGGAAAGAACAAAUUUAGGGAGAGUUGAACUUCAGGCCUUUUAUUCCUGGGAAGAUAUCUAUAGAGACAACAUUUAAAGGAAUUUUUGAUUAGAAAUAUACAUGGGCCCAUGUAAUAAACAGCAAAAUGUCCUCAUUCUGCUGGUGUGGUAUAUUCUUAAUUUGUACUCCCCUAAAAUGUAUCGAAUGACAAUUAUGCAUUCAUGAACUAUGCCAGAGUAAUGUUUACAGAUGCUUUGUAAUGAUUUCGGGAGGCUUGUUUUGGGUGGAUUGUAUGGCAGUUCCUCAUCAUCUUUUACAAUGACGUCUCCACGCUCUGCUUUGGUUUAUGCCACCAUGCUCAGUAUCAAAAGGCUUUGCAGGAGGGGGAUUCUAACCAUUACUCUUUGGUCCUAUAGGAAAGACACUUUUCAAAAGUCCCAGGUUUUUUUUUUUUUUUUUUUUUUUUUUUUGAGAUUCAUUGCAUACAUCUGUAGGUACUGGAAAUUCAUCUGCACAAGGGUUAAGUCUGAUCCCAGAAAAUGGUCUGGAAUAAAGUUAUAU